Rhinocladiella mackenziei CBS 650.93 is the source of this 1461-nucleotide messenger RNA. RefSeq lists its product as uncharacterized. Gene Ontology annotation, molecular function: beta-glucosidase activity. The coding region runs from base 1 to 1461 and encodes 486 amino acids. The transcript has 4 exons. Gene Ontology annotation, biological process: carbohydrate metabolic process. Lineage: Eukaryota; Fungi; Ascomycota; Eurotiomycetes; Chaetothyriales; Herpotrichiellaceae. The record is from RefSeq and is a predicted model, not a curated record.
AUGGUCAAAGACGUUGCGCCCAAAGCGGGCUUACCCGCUGAUUUCCUAUGGGGCUUUGCCACCGCAGCUUAUCAGAUCGAAGGAGGUGCCACAGCCGACGGUCGAGGUCCUUCAAUAUGGGACACCUUUUGCAAAAUCCCCGGUAAAAUCGCAGACGGAAGUUCGGGGGAUGUCGCCUGUGACUCGUACCAUCGAACAGCCCAGGACAUCGAACUCCUGAAGAAGAUCGGCGCCAAAGCAUAUCGAUUUUCCGUCUCAUGGUCUCGAGUCAUUCCCUUAGGAGGUCGAAACGACCCCGUCAACCAAGCUGGUCUUCACCACUAUGUCAAAUUUGUAGAUGAUCUGCUGGACGCGGGCAUCGUGCCUUUUGUCACGCUCUUCCACUGGGAUUUGCCCGAUGAGUUGGAGAAGCGAUACGGUGGAUUCUUGAACCAAGAAGAAUUCGUCGCUGACUUUGCCAGCUAUGCUCGAGUCAUGUUUGAAGCUAUGGGAUCUCGAGUUAAACACUGGAUCACUUUCAAUGAACCUUUUUGCAGUGCCAUCCUCGGGUACCAUAUCGGUCAAUUCGCCCCUGGUCAUACGAGUGAUCGAAAUAAGAGUCCUGUGGGAGACGGAAGUACUGAGCCUUGGAUCGUCGGUCACCACAUCUUACUCGCCCAUGCAACGGCUGUGAAGAUCUACAGGGAAGAAUUCAAACCGCAAUGCAGUGGAGAAAUUGCUAUCACUUUGAAUGGCGACUGGGCCGAACCAUAUGACCCCGAGAGCGAAGCGGACCGACGAGCAUGCGACCGCAAAAUUGAAUUUGCCAUCUGCUGGUUUGCAGAUCCGGUCUAUUUUGGCCACUACCCCGAAUCAAUGGUCAAGCAACUAGGCGACCGCCUUCCCCGAUUCACCGAAGAACAAAGCAAACUGGUGGCCGGAUCCAACGACUUCUACGGCAUGAACCACUACUGCGCCAACUAUGUCAGAGAGCGCGUUGAUUGCCCGAUCGACCCACUCGACUUUUCAGGCAACUUGGACAUCCUUUUCGAAGACAAGCACGGCAACAGCAUUGGGCCCGAGACGCAGAGUCCAUGGCUCCGUCCCCAUGCUCCCGGGUUCAGGAAGUUGAUGAAAUGGUUGAGCGAUCGGUACGGACGGCCCAAGAUCUACGUGACGGAGAACGGGACGAGCUUGAAGGGCGAGAAUGAUUUACCCAUGGAUGAGAUCCUGGAAGAUGAUUUCCGAGUCGAGUAUUUCCGCAGUUAUAUCACGAGUAUGGCGGAGGCGGUGGCCGAGGAUGGUUGUGAUUGUCGUGGAUACAUGGCUUGGAGUCUUAUGGACAACUUUGAAUGGGCAGAGGGAUAUGAGACCCGUUUUGGAGUGACAUAUGUGGACUAUGAGAAUGGUCAGAAGAGACAUCCGAAGAAAAGCGCGAAGGAGAUGAGGAAGAUCUUCGACGAGUAUAUUGGAAAGAUCUAA